Messenger RNA from Alternaria triticimaculans, 702 nucleotides. RefSeq lists its product as uncharacterized. The transcript has 2 exons. The coding region runs from base 1 to 702 and encodes 233 amino acids. Gene Ontology annotation, molecular function: aldose reductase (NADPH) activity. Gene Ontology annotation, cellular component: cytosol. NCBI's taxonomy places the organism in Eukaryota, Fungi, Ascomycota, Dothideomycetes, Pleosporales, Pleosporaceae. The record is from RefSeq and is a predicted model, not a curated record.
AUGGCCUCUGCUUCAGCAGAUCAAAAGGCAUCACGUCUUUACGAUGGUAAACCUGCCUUCAUCUACGGUACUGCUUGGAAGAAAGAUCAAACGAAGAGGCUAGUCAAGGAAGCUCUCGCUCAAGGCUUCCGUCGCGUCGACACAGCUGCGCAACCACGACAUUACCAGGAACCUUUGGUUGGUGAAGCGCUUCGUGAGGCGUUCGCUGAGGGCACACUUGAACGCAAACAGCUAUACUUACAAACAAAGUAUACCACGCCUGCCGGCCAAGAUCUGACCAACAUGCCCUACGACCCUGAAGCGCCGCUAUACACCCAAAUGCACACAUCCGUCGCAUCAUCAUUGAGAAACCUACGAUACAACGAGUCUGAUGACGAGUCAUACGUUGACUGUUUGCUUCUGCACUCUCCACUACCUACCAUUGACCAGACACUGCAAGCCUGGAAACUAUUAGAGUCUUAUGUGCCCGACAAGAUCCGCUCCCUCGGCAUCUCAAACGUCAGCCUCCCCAUUCUCCAAGCCAUCCACGAGAACGCCACAAUAAAGCCGUCGGUCGUUCAGAAUCGAUUCUACCCUCAGACGCGCUACGAUGUACCGUUACGCGCCUUCUGCCGAGAACACGACAUCAUGUACCAGUCCUUCUGGACUUUGACCGGCAAUCCUUCUCUAAUCAGAUCCGAGCCGGUUACUGCGUUGGGUUAA